This is a messenger RNA of Hippoglossus stenolepis (Pacific halibut), 2983 nucleotides long. RefSeq names its product cytochrome P450 4B1. The record is from RefSeq and is a predicted model, not a curated record. Bases 158 to 1684 code for a protein of 508 amino acids. Lineage: Eukaryota; Metazoa; Chordata; Actinopteri; Pleuronectiformes; Pleuronectidae. The transcript is spliced from 12 exons. Gene Ontology annotation, molecular function: monooxygenase activity; iron ion binding; oxidoreductase activity, acting on paired donors, with incorporation or reduction of molecular oxygen.
UCACGAGAGAGAGAGAGAGAGAGAGAGAGAGAGAGAGAGAGAGAGAGAGAGAUGUUUGCCCUGCAGACUCCUCCUCUCACCAUCCUAAAUCCUCGCACUUAAAUAACAUCAGAUUGAAGAGUUUCUCCUGCACCAGGAGUUUCUCCUCCUCCUCAGUAUGGACUUCACCGGGGCUCUCGUGACUUGGCCCCGCAUGCAUCACUUGUUCGCUGUGCUCUGUCUGGUCACUGUUGUUUAUAAACUCAGUCUCCUGUUGGCGAAGAGAAAAGCUGCGUUCAGAAACACCGAGUGUUUCCCCGGACCCCCGGGACACUGGCUGUUCGGACACGUCCUUCAGUUUAAACAAGAUGGCACAGACUUUGACAAGUUGCUGGGGUGGGCCCAGCAGUACCCGUAUGCUUUCCCACUGUGGUUUGGUCCCUUUACUUGUUUCGUCAAUAUUCACCACCCAGAUUAUGUAAAAACCAUUCUGACAUCAACAGAACCAAAAGAUGAUGUGGCGUACAGGUUUAUCAAGACUUGGAUUGGGGAUGGUUUAUUGGUGUCAAAGGGUCAGAAGUGGUUUCGCCAUAGACGGCUCUUGACGCCAGGUUUCCAUUAUGAUGUCUUGAAACAAUACGUAAAAUUGAUGUCAGAUUCUGCUAUAAUUAUGUUGGACAAAUGGGAAAGUUAUGGAGACACCAACAAGUCCUUUGAACUGUUUGAACAUGUGAGCCUUAUGACACUGGACAGCAUCCUGAAAUGUGCAUUCAGCCACAGCAGCAACUGUCAGACCGAGGGUGGAACAAAUGCGUACAUCAAAGCCGUGUAUGAACUCAGUGAUCUGGUCAACCUGCGGUUCAGGACGUUUCCAUACCACAACGACCUCAUUUUCUACCUCAGCCCACACGGCUUUAGAUUCAGGAAAGCGUGCAGGGUUGCUCACAGUCAUACAGAGGAUGUCAUAAGAAAGAGAAAAGAAGCACUGAAGGAAGAGAAGGAGCUGGACCGGAUACAGGCCAAGAGAAACUUGGACUUCCUGGACAUCCUUCUCUGUGCAAGAGACGAGAGUCAGCAGGGUCUGUCAGAUGAAGAUUUACGAGCAGAAGUGGACACCUUCAUGUUCGAGGGCCAUGACACCACAAGCAGCGGCCUCGCUUUCAUCCUCUACUGUCUUUCCUGCAACCCAGAACACCAGCAGAAGUGCAGGGACGAGAUCACGGAGGUCCUGCAAGGCAAGGACACCAUAGAGUGGGAUGAUCUUAAUAAAAUUCCAUACACUACAAUGUGCAUAAAAGAAUCCCUUCGUCUUUACCCUCCUGUACCGGGAAUGGCCAGACAACUCACCAAACCCAUGACCUUUUGUGAUGGGAGGACUUUGCCUGAAGGUUGUCUUGUUGGAACAAGUGUCUAUGGGAUUCACAUGAAUGCAACCGUCUGGGAAAACCCUUAUGUCUUUGACCCACUGCGCUUCCUACCAGAGAAUGUCUCCAAAAGGUCACCUCACGCAUUCGUGCCCUUCUCAGCUGGGUCAAGAAACUGCAUCGGUCAGAACUUCGCCAUGAACGAGAUGAAAGUGGCAACAGCCCUGACACUGAGGAGAUAUCAGCUGACAGAGGACCCCACUUGCAAACCCAAAAUAAUUCCCCGACUGGUGCUGCGCUCACUCAAUGGCAUCCACAUUAAAAUCAAACCUGUAGUAUAGAUACUUGUUUUGAAAAUGGAUUGAGAAAUAACACGUUCCUUUCUGCUUUUUAAUCGUGGGCGAUAGCUGAUUUAAAGCCAGGUCAAACUAAUGAAAAGUGUACUUAUAUUUUGUUUGCCUUUUUGCGUGUUAUGUUUUGAGUAUUGUAGUGUGAACGUUUAAUUUGGAUUAUUUCUAUGAACAGUAAACUGUCACCUUUUGAAGCUAAUACUAAGACUGAGAGACAGUUUCCCCUGAAGUACUUUGAACCAUACCCAGAGUACUUAUGAGACAUUUGUAUAACUCCAGAAUUAAAUGUCAUCAUCCAGGACGUGGUAUCUUAUGUUGAUCUUAUUGACUUGCUUCUGGUGUUUGCUUUGUACACACGUGCAACUCCUGAAGAUACGGCUUGUCAAAGUACUUUCCCGUAAACAAAUUUUCAUCAGGUAUAUCAGAAUACAGGCAAUUCAUAUCGGAGCAAGUACAAGGCAACAGCUUAAAACACCGUAGAGGUUAUGAGUCAAAAGUAAGUCAUUUCUUUAUUUACAGUCAUAUGAUUACAAAAUCCACAGGCCCACAAUGACAAAAAAAGUCACCAGCAGUUUGAAAAAAUGAAACACUGUCUUUUUAUCUCCAAUAUUCAGUCUUUCAUUUAUUUGAAGAUCCUGUGAAACAGCCACUUUAUUAUCAGGGAAAGCAGUGCAUCUCUAUGGGUGACCACCUGCCUGUUCUUUUAACUCUGACCAACCUUUUUUACAUAACUACGAGCCAAGUUUACACUAAACAUGAUCCCUCGUGGUCAAACAACCAGCACUGUCCUUCCUAUCUUUGAACCAGGGCGUGGUCAUUGUUUGGUUUUUCCUCAAAAUCCUGGCUCCUCACCUCUGCUCCUCAUGUGUAAACUGUUGAGUGUCAUAUACCUGCCAUUAACUGGUUGGGGACACUAGCAGGGAUUACCUGAGAGCUCUUUUUACAAGAUAAUUGCCUUGAUAGCCCAUUUAAAACCCUCUCUUUCCUCCAAGAGGAAAUACAAAGAGUAUCAAGGAGGCAUUGUUAAAAUGAAAGCCAUAUACUAGGUGUGAUUACCAUUACUCCUCUCCACCUUUCAAUAAUAGCAAAAAACAACUAAUAAAAGUGAUUGCGCCAUUUCAUAGGAUCGUAUCUUGACUAUAGACUACAUGGUUUACUGUGUGUGUAUUUAAUGCCUAUGACUUAGUUUGGCUCUGUAAAACAAAAAUAUUAACAGUAUCUGCACCAGACUCUGUUGCAUGUGAGAGAUGCUAACAUGCUACAAUACCAUUAAAACUUCCUACAUCCAAA